Molecule: messenger RNA, 1023 nt
Organism: Protopterus annectens (West African lungfish)
Lineage: Eukaryota; Metazoa; Chordata; Ceratodontiformes; Protopteridae
Product: zinc-binding protein A33-like
Exons: 4
Coding region: 1-1023 (340 amino acids)
Molecular function (GO): zinc ion binding; protein binding
Source: RefSeq, a predicted model, not a curated record
AUGUGGGUGAAUGUGGGCAUAAUUUCUGCAGAACUUGCAUUGAUUAUGUUUGGUAGAACAAAUAUAUCACCUCCUGCCCUGAGUGCUGACAGGAGCUACCAGAAGGGGGGGUAUGUUAGUAGCAGUACAGAGGCUUUUCGGAAAUCCAUCUUGGAAAAGGAGGGCAAAACAGAUGUAGAGCUGAAAGAGGAAAAAUUCUUCUGUGAAGCAAAUGAGGAAAGACUGAAGCUGUUCUGUACUGAGGAUGAGACACCUUUCUGUAUCAUCUGUCAUGAUUCAGCUGCACACAGUGGUCACAGCUUUACGCCCUUAAAGAAAGCAGUUACUAUGUGUAAGGAAAAGUUGAAAACUGCUACAGAUGCUCUAGAAUUAAAAUUAAAAUACAUUACAGAGCUCCAGCUAAAGCAGGAAGGGAAGAUCUCUUAUAUCCAGCUACUGUCCAUGCUACAAGCCAACAUUCUGAAAAUGCCAAAAAAAGUUCCAUCACCUCUGACCCUGGAUCCUGACACAGCAUAUCCUUAUCUCAUUCUGUCUGAGGACCUGACCAGUGUGAGAGAUGAUGACGUUAUACAGCAUCUCCCUGACAAUCCUAAGAGAUUUGAUUGUUACAUCUCUGUACUUGGGAAAGAGGGCUUUAAUUCAGAGCGACAUUACUGGGAGGUGGAGGUGAAGAACAAGACUGAAUGGGAUGUGGGUGUCACCAGAGAAUCCAGCAAUAGGAAGAGAGAAUUUGAAAUGAAUGCAAAGCAUGGAUAUUGGAUGAUGAUGCUGAGGAAUAAGAAUGAGUACACAGCUGAAGAUUCAUCAUUGAAGAAUGUAACCCACACUGUGAAACCCCAACGGAUCGGAGUGUACUUGGACUAUGAAGGGGGAGAGGUCUCAUUAUAUAAUGCUGACAACAUGUCCCAUAUCUACACCUAUACUGACAAGUUUACUGAGACAAUCUAUCCUUACUUCAGCCCCGGUCUUAAUUAUAAGGGAGAAAAUUCAGAGCUCUUGAAACUAUUUCACUUGAAACUGUAA